AUGGAUAAUUGGUACACGAUGAGUGAUUUUGAGGAAGGAUACAAUGCUGAAAGAGUUAUUGAGGACCCAGAAAUUGGGGCCCCCAUCCCUAUUUCCUAUUCCGCUCUCUCAGUACCAGUCGAGUCCGGCAAAGACCUGAACUAUUUGACGAUGUUUGACGACCCAGACGCUCUUACGAUUCUGAUUGAAGCUGCGGAAGGGAGGAGGUACUGGGCACCGCGUUCCAUUUUGGUCCCGUUGAUAAUCGACGGUACAAGAGUGGUUUCAUUAGUCUAA
Messenger RNA from Morchella sextelata, 276 nucleotides. RefSeq lists its product as uncharacterized. Lineage: Eukaryota; Fungi; Ascomycota; Pezizomycetes; Pezizales; Morchellaceae. The coding region runs from base 1 to 276 and encodes 91 amino acids. The record is from RefSeq and is a predicted model, not a curated record. The transcript has a single exon.